AAGAAUAAGUUCCAGCAGUUAAAUGAUGACGUGAACGUGUAUUUUUUUAUUUUAUUUGGGAUCCGACAGUGAAUCAGGUCCAACCACUUCUUGUGUUUACUCUCACCUGUCGAUUAUCCGUGAAUCAAACAUCAUCAGCUGAAUUUAGUAACACAGACAGAAAGAAAUUCAGAGAUGAAGAUGAAGAAGAUGAUAAUAAUGCAAUUCUUUAGUUUAGUUUAAAUAGUUUUUCAUCAGUCAUAGUUUGGUUUGUUUCUGUCAUUACCUCACUGCUAAAAGUAAUUUGUAUUUAAACGGCGUGUAAGUACUGUACCACAGUAUCCGAACCUGCGGAGCUGGACGCUUCAGCUCUGGUGAUGUGUUCGAGGACAGUAGGUUACCUGUGAAGUGACUCUACUGAUCCUGCACUGCUCCAGUUCCACCAAACUUUGAACCCUAGGCUGAUGUUGUGUUCUGCGUUGUCAUGGAGACGGAGGUGUGCAGCUCUCGGCAUGUUUGCACGCAGGACACACAGAAGCAGCUUAACGGUCGCCGAGCAGAGCUACAGAGUCUCAGAGUUUGGCUUCCGCUGUGGAAACACAAACCUCGAAGGAAGGAUGAUCCAGGAAUGAAACACUAAGAUCUGGAAGUGGAUUUGUGCUGGGUCGUCCUGUGGUUCCACUGCAGCUGUGUCCUGGUGCUGGUUCUGCCCAGCCAACCCUGAGUUGCUGUAGAAUUUCGACGUCCGCAGCAGCACUAGGAACCAGUCAGAUGGUCACAGGGACUCAAACAGAACCCAGCUGAUUUGGUUCUGGUGUUAGACUGAUUGUUUGGCUGGGUUUUCUGGUGUGACAGGUUGAGGGUUUGAAUCUGUUUGGGUUGAACUGGACACUGGAUUGGUACAGUAUUAGAGAGGGAAACACGAGGGAUCUGUGUGUAGAACACAAGUCUGCUGGUGCAGGCCCGGUGCAUGCUGGGAUAGGUGCAGUCCGUUCUGAGCCGUGUUUUCUGUUUGGCGAUGCUCAUCCGGCGCCUGUGGAUCUCCAGGUGUCUGGUCGGAUCCGACUCGGCUGCUGUCAGUGCUCAGCGUGUUAGAUCAAGCUCUGCUCACAUUUUUCACAUGCUUUGGGUAUUUGCAACAGAUCCAACGAUGAAGCUGAGCCCAAACAGCACCAGACCCUCAGUCAUCUCUUCAACCAUUCAAGAAUUUAAUAUCCAGCAGUCCACUGAGCAGCACCAGGACCCAAAGGAGCCGGUUCCAGGGCUCUGAAGUGUCUCGCUGCAGAAACAUUUACAGGCUGUUACUGGUUAUUUAUUUAAUGGCUUCCUGUUGCUGAGCAGCUGGGAGUCGUCUGCUGACGCUGAAGGUGACACAUCUGGACCUCGGGCCAUGUGGAUCGAACCACUCUGCACCACUCUGUUGCAUAACCUACAGCAGCAGCAGCCUCACUGUGGCUGGUUAAGAUCCAGCUCAGACCCGAGGUCCGGUUCACAUCUCUAGACCCAACAGGUUUUAUCUGACCCAACCUUCUGCUCUGGUUCUGUUCCGGGUUCUGCCCUGGUUUUUACUCUGGUACUGUUCUAGUUCUUCUCUGGUUUCUAUUCUGGUUUCUACUUUGGUUCUGCUCUAGUUCUACUCUGGUUCUUCCCAGGUUUGUGCUCUGGUUCUGCUCUGGCUCUGCUGCUACGUGUUCUGUUCUCGGGUUCAGACGUGUGGAUUCCUGUGUGUAAUGAGAUGUAGCUGCUGUGACCGACGGACCAUCAUGCACCUCUUCCUUCUGCUGAUUCUUCAUGCUACAGCAGCCGUCGGACAGAUCGACCCCACACACUGCCGCUAUGCUCUGGGCAUGGAGGACAAACGGAUCAGAGACGAGGCCGUCUCCGCCUCCAGCCAGUGGUACCAGAGCACGGGUCCACAGUUCGCCAGGGUCAACCGCGAGGAGGGAGACGGCGCCUGGUGUCCUAAAGGUCAGCUGGAGCCGUCCGACACCCAGUACCUGCAGGUGGACCUGGGCAGACUGACCUUCCUUACAGUCGUCGGGACGCAGGGACGAUACGCCAGAAACUCUGGGAACGAGUAUGCGCGAGCUUACCGCCUCAACUACAGCAGGGACGCCGUUCUGUGGACGUCCUGGAAGAACCGGGCCGGAAAUCCAGUGAUGGAGGCCAACAAAAACGCCUACGACUACGUCAUCAACGACGUGCACCCUCCCAUCAUCGCCCGCUACGUGCGCGUGAUCCCGGUCACCAGGGUGUCCACCACCGUCUGCAUGCGGCUGGAGCUGUACGGCUGCUCGUGGGACGAGGGCCUCGUGUCCUACGGCGCCCCCGAGGGGCAGCAGCUGCAGCGGCCGGGGCUGCCGCUCGCCAGCUUCAACGACUCCACGUACGACGGCGUCCGCGACCGGAGGAGGCUGUGGGGCGGGCUGGGCCAGCUGACGGACGGCGUGAUCGGCCUGGACAACUUCCUGCAGACCCGUCAGUACAACACGUGGCCGGGCUACGACUACCUGGGCUGGAGGAACGACUCGCUGGGAACUCAGGGACACGUAGAGAUGGAGUUUGUGUUCGACAGGCAGCGGAACUUCACGUCCAUGAAGGUCCACAGUAACAACAUGUUCUCCCUCGGGGUGAAGAUCUUCUCGUCCGUCUCCUGCUGGUUUAAGCCUCGUCUCGUGGCCACCUGGGACCCGGAGCCCGUGACCUUCGUGACGGUGCUGGACGACCGGAACCCGAGUGCCCGCUACGUCACGGUGCCGCUGAGCCGCCGCGCCGCCCAGUCCCUGCGCUGCCGCUUUUACUUCGCAGACGUGUGGAUGAUGUUCAGCGAGGUCUCCUUUCAGUCCGAGGACGCGGUUCUCCCGACCGCGGUGCUGCCUUCUCUUCCACCUGAUGAGGAGACUACGCUCACAACCUCAUCAAUAACAACAGCGAGUCCAGCGACCAGUGAGUCACCAGACACUGGGAACACGCCUGUUCUGAUUGGCUGCCUGGUGACCAUCAUCCUGCUCUUGGUCAUCAUCAUCUUCCUCAUCCUCUGGUGCCAGUGUGUCUGUAAGGUCCUGGAAAAGGCUCCGCGUCGGAUCCUUGAUGAAGAUGUGACUGUUCGACUGUCAUCCUGCAGUGACACCAUCAUCCUCCAGACGCCGCCGGUUCCCCCCCGAGCUGGACACGGUCCCAACAACGCCGGCCCUCACUAUGAGAGAGUUUUCCUGUUGGAUCCACAGUACCAGAACCCAGCAGUGCUGAGAAACAAGCUACCAGAGCUGUCACAGAGUGCCGAAGCCUCAGCUCUCCUCCUUGGUAAUCCUCUCUAUGACCUCCUCCUGCUGACUUCCUGUCACAUGGCAUCAGGGUGGUUGUGUGCGUGUGGAGGCGGCUACGCUGAGCCUGAUGUCACCCAGUGCACGCCCCACCAGUGUUUCCAUAGCAACGCCCCCCACUACGCCGAGACGGACAUUGUGAGGCUGCAGGGUGUCACCGGCAGCAACAUGUAUGCCGUUCCCGCCGUCACCGUGGACUCUCUUACCCGGAAGGACAUCUCUGCAGCUGAGUUCCCGCGGCAUCAGCUGAUCUUCAGGGAGAAGCUGGGGGAGGGGCAGUUCGGAGAGGUCCAUUUGUGUGAGGCUGAGGGACUCCAAGAGUUCCUUGGGGAGGGCUCGCCUCUCCCUGACAGGGACGGCUACUCUGUACUCGUAGCUGUUAAACAGCUGAGGGCGGAUGCCACCAGCCAAGCCAGGAACGACUUCAUGAAGGAAAUAAAAAUUAUGUCUCGUCUGAACGACUCAAAUAUCAUCCGGCUGCUGUGUGUAUGCGUGACGUCCGACCCGCUGUGCAUGGUGACCGAGUACAUGGAGAACGGCGACCUCAACAUGUUUUUGUCGCAGCGGGAAAUUGAGAGCACGCUGACGCAUGCCAACAACAUCCCUUCAGUCAGUCUGUCCGACCUCCUCCACAUGUCGGUGCAGAUUGCGUCGGGGAUGAAGUACCUGGCGUCUCUGAACUUCGUACACCGGGACCUUGCCACUAGAAACUGCCUCCUGGACCGUCGCCUCACCAUCAAGAUCGCCGACUUUGGGAUGAGCCGAAACCUGUACAGCAGCGACUACUACCGCAUCCAGGGUCGAGCCGUGCUGCCAAUACGAUGGAUGGCCUGGGAGAGCAUUCUGCUGGGAAAGUUCACCACAGCUAGUGACGUCUGGGCGUUUGGUGUCACUCUGUGGGAGAUCUUCACCCUGUGCAAGGAGCAGCCCUACAGCCUGCUGUCUGAUGAACAGGUCAUAGAGAACACUGGCGAGUUCUUCAGGAACCAGGGCAGACAGAUCUUCCUCUACGCUCCUCCACUCUGUCCUCCCUCCCUCUUUGAGCUGAUGAUGCGCUGUUGGCGUCGCAACAUCCCGGACCGACCUACCUUCGAGGGACUUUACCAGGCUCUGAAGCCCCAUGUCAACCAGUGAGCCAAAGCCUUGCUCGGAGCAGGAGUUAAUGACACAAGAGGACAAAGUACUGGAAUUGUGGAAGCACAAAACGCCAUGAGGGAUGCACUCAACUUUUCUAAAGUACCAAAGAUUUGUGUCACUUUUUUUCAUUUUCUCUUCUUUUUGAGUUGUUAUGUACCAACUGUGCCAUGAAGUGUUUGGUUUCCCUGGAGACGCCAAACCCUGGACAGACACAUCAGUGUGUAGCGUCUCCUGUCCCUGUGGUCUUCGAAUUGUAAAGCACUGUGUCUGUGUCUCUCAGUUAUCCGUGUCCUUAUAUUAGCCCACACUGGAGCCAGGGGUUAGGGUCAGAUCGUAGUGGUUUAGAUUUUAUUCUAUUUUAUUUGUCUUGGUUUAUUUUAUUGUACUUUUUGUGGACAUCAAUGUUGAGGUUUACAACUGGAGGCUGUGUUGAAACCUGUGUGUCAGGAAAAUGAUCGUCAUUUCAGCCGUUGAAACCAAACUAAAGUCACUGGUGCCUUUUUUGCCAAAAAGAGAUUGUAGUGUUUCACAAUGUUCAUGAGUUUAAUAAAUGUCAUGGUUAGGUUGAA
Messenger RNA from Betta splendens (Siamese fighting fish), 5008 nucleotides. RefSeq names its product discoidin domain receptor family, member 2, like (gene ddr2l). The transcript has 20 exons. Gene Ontology annotation, biological process: protein phosphorylation; multicellular organism development; positive regulation of kinase activity. Gene Ontology annotation, molecular function: protein tyrosine kinase collagen receptor activity; collagen binding; ATP binding. Gene Ontology annotation, cellular component: signaling receptor complex; membrane. Lineage: Eukaryota; Metazoa; Chordata; Actinopteri; Anabantiformes; Osphronemidae. Bases 1710 to 4436 code for a protein of 908 amino acids. The record is from RefSeq and is a predicted model, not a curated record.